AUGCCUUCCAAACGCAAACGCUCUGGACCCGGGUUCAAUCGCGACGCUCCGGCGGAUUCAGGCGGGUAUAAGCGCACCAGGCCCGCGUACAACCAGGUCUACCGCGUCCCUUCGCGCAACAUCUCGGGACCCGGCAUCUUUGUGACGUGUGUCCAGGGCAAGGAACGCAAAGCGGCCCUCCAGUUUAUCGACAUGCUCAACGAGCUGGCAGACCGACUCUACCCCGGCAUUGCACCGCAGCCCGUUCCCGAGCCCAGUGCUGCUUCAGUAGGUAAUGCUGACGACGAGGAGGACAUGGAUGCGCUUCGCAAUGGCGCCGCCGCAUCGAGCACCGAAACCAAGGCCGUCGAAUCUCAGGCCCCUGAGACCGAGACCCCCGCAAAGGAAGACAAGGCAGACAAGGCAGGAGAUGACGACAUCGAGGCGCAGAUCGCGGCAGAGCUGCGCGAUAUCAAAUCGUCCGAGCGUCGGCGUGGCGGUGGAGGCAAGGCGGUGCGAUUCCGCAGCGUCGAGACGGACACCGAGUGUCUCGUCUUCAUCUCGGUCGCUCCGCCCUUCGACCCGUACUUGCUCACCUACACGCUGCUGGAGGAAGUCGAGUCGACGGGCGUCGCGCGCUCGCGUUUCGUGCAGCGCCUCACGCCCGUCUCGACCACGUGCCCCGCCAACGCCACUGCGCUCGCCGACCUCGCGCGCUCCGUGCUGCCCGGCUUCUUCGGCACAAACGAGGGCGAGGGGAAGACGUUCAAGAUCGACCCGCGCAUCCGCUCGCAUUCGCAGCUCAAGCGCAACGAUGUCAUCCAGACCAUCGCCGCCAACAUCCCCACUGCCGACCCAGAGAACGACGGAGGCGAGAGGAGGAGGAUUCACAAUGCCAACCUUACCGAGCCGGAUCUGUGGAUCGUCGUCGAGGUCGUCAAGAACGCAGCGGGCAUCAGCGUCGUUCGCGACUACAACCGAUUCAAGAAGCUCAACCUCCAGUCUCUGGCGCAGACAACCGAAGGCGAAGCGCAGGGACGAGUCGCUGAUAACCUCGUACAAGACAAGGCCGCAACAAAAGCGGCCGAAACAAAAGCAGCGGACAAGGAGCCGCAAGCAGCCGCUCAACCUGCGGUGCCAGCCGCAGCCGAGACCGAUACGCCUGCCGAGGAAGAAAAUUCGGCUGCAUCAGACCCUCAAGACAUGUCUGCGUUCCGGUUGUUUUGA
This is a messenger RNA of Moesziomyces aphidis, 1206 nucleotides long. Lineage: Eukaryota; Fungi; Basidiomycota; Ustilaginomycetes; Ustilaginales; Ustilaginaceae. The record is from the annotation of a GenBank genome assembly.